Messenger RNA from Perkinsus marinus ATCC 50983, 480 nucleotides. Its product is annotated as ubiquitin-conjugating enzyme e2, putative. The coding region runs from base 1 to 480 and encodes 159 amino acids. The record is from RefSeq and is a predicted model, not a curated record. Lineage: Eukaryota; Perkinsozoa; Perkinsida; Perkinsidae. The transcript has 4 exons.
AUGGCUGCUGAAGCACGACAGAUGGAAAGAGACAAAAUAGACGGAGUCACUGCCCGUGAGCGUGCUGGCCAGUCCCUGUUACUUCUGAUCGGCCCUCGUUGCAGAUCCAGCAUCAGCAAGCUCGAUGCUCCGUUGGGGGAUGGACGUGGGCGUAUAUGUAUGGACAUCCUUAAGGCAGACCAUUGGUCGCCACUUCUCACUCUACAGACCGUCCUUUUAUCGCUGAUAAGCCUGUUGGCCGACCCGAACACCGGGGACCCCCUCAACUUGGAAGCUAGCGAUGAGCUUGAGCAUUUCCCCGAGGUGUUCCAGAGGAAGGCUAGACAGUGGACCGUUGAUCAUGCCUACCACAAAGGAAGGAUAGUCAGACCCCGUCACGAAGACAGCAACGCCUACCUACAAUGCGAUCCUGCUGGGCAAGUGGUGGAUGAGGAUGAGGCCCUUGCCAUGGCUUUCCAGCACUCCCUGAGGAGCCCCUGA